UCCAAGCCGCCCCAGUCGGCCCUGGGCGAGCCGUGCUGGAGCAGCGAGGCGGCCACGCUCUGCGCGGCGGUGACCGGGCCUCGGGGUCUCCAGCCCGCCUGCCAUCUCGGCUGAUGCUGAGGGUCCGUGCCCAUCCCGCGCCGAGGGGACCCGGCCGGGCCGCCAAGCCAGGCCGGGGGCCAGAGCCCGUGUCCGAGCCUGAGCCCGAGCCUGCGCUCGCAGCGCUUGUCAGAAGUUAAGGUCUGCGCGGGGCGGCCAUUGGCGGCGGAGUGUCACGUGACCGCGGGGGCGUGCCAAUGUGCGCCCUCACGGGUGUCAAACCCCUGUCAGAGUGUGCGAUCAAGAUCGUGAAACAACGCGAUGCAAAAAGCGACCUACUACGACAGCUCGGCGAUCUACGGUGGCUACCCCUACCAGGCAGCCAACGGGUUCGCUUAUAAUGCCAAUCAGCAGCCGUACCCGGCGUCCGCCGCUUUGGGCGCCGACGGCGAGUACCACCGACCCGCCUGCUCCCUCCAGUCUCCCUCCAGCGCCGGGGGCCACCCCAAGGCACACGAACUGAGUGACGCGUGCCUGCGCACCCUGAGCGCCCCACCUAGCCAGCCUCCAAGCCUGGGCGAGCCGCCCCUGCACCCGCCGCCGCCCCAGGCCGCGCCCCCUGCCCCACAGCCGCCUCAGCCCCCACCUCAGCCCCCUGCACCUACCCCUGCCGCGCCCCCGCCUCCCUCUUCUGUCUCCCCUCCUCAGAAUGCCAGCAACAACCCUACCCCUGCCAACGCGGCCAAGAGCCCCCUGCUCAACUCACCCACAGUGGCCAAACAAAUCUUCCCCUGGAUGAAAGAGUCUCGACAAAACACAAAGCAGAAAACCAGCAGCUCCAGCUCAGGCGAAAGCUGCGCUGGCGACAAGAGCCCGCCGGGGCAGGCUUCGUCCAAGCGCGCGCGCACGGCCUACACGAGCGCGCAGCUGGUGGAGCUGGAGAAAGAGUUCCACUUCAACCGCUACCUGUGCCGGCCGCGCCGGGUGGAGAUGGCCAAUCUGCUGAACCUCACUGAGCGCCAGAUCAAGAUCUGGUUCCAGAAUCGCCGCAUGAAGUACAAAAAGGAUCAGAAGGGCAAGGGCAUGCUAACGUCAUCGGGGGGCCAGUCUCCAAGUCGCAGCCCCGUGCCCCCCGGAGCCGGUGGCUAUCUGAACUCUAUGCAUUCGCUGGUCAACAGCGUCCCGUAUGAGCCCCAGUCGCCCCCGCCCUUCUCCAAGCCCCCCCAGGGUACCUACGGGCUGCCCCCCGCCUCCUACCCUGCGUCCCUGCCCAGCUGCGCACCCCCGCCACCCCCACAGAAGCGCUACACGGCGGCAGGGGCGGGCGCAGGGGGCACCCCCGACUAUGACCCGCACGCUCAUGCCCUGCAGGGCAACGGCAGCUAUGGGACCCCACACAUACAGGGAAGCCCCGUCUUCGUGGGGGGCAGCUAUGUGGAGCCCAUGAGCAACUCCGGGCCAGCCCUCUUUGGUCUAACUCACCUCCCCCACGCUGCCUCGGGCGCCAUGGACUAUGGGGGUGCCGGGCCGCUGGGCAGCGGCCACCACCACGGGCCGGGGCCUGGGGAGCCGCACCCCACCUACACGGACCUUACCGGCCACCAUCCUUCUCAGGGAAGAAUUCAGGAAGCACCCAAGCUCACCCACCUGUGAUAGUGGGCUUGGGGCUACGCGCCAGGAGAGUCUCCCCCCACCCACCUUUUUUCUUUGGUUGCUUUUUUUUUUUUUUUUUUUUAAGGUUCUUCCUGCCCUUUCCUUCCUUCCUUUUCUCUCUUCUCCGCCCCGCACUCCGUUUCCCGGUUUCCCCCCUCGUUGGUAAGGCGUUUUUAUAGUUUAUGUGACGUAGCAAUCUUGGUUGCUGGAAUGGCUGUAUCAUAGCGAUAUUUAUCUCUUCCUGCUCCUCGAUAGGCCACUGGCCCUGCACCCUUUACCUUCUCCACUCUUUGAUCAGAAACAGGGUAUAUGAACAAAUUUUCUAGUCGAGUUUUCAACGUGAAUUUGUUCGUACAUUAUGGCUCCCGAGGGGAAGCGAUUACUUUUUUUAAUUUUAAUUUUUUUUUAAUUGCACUUCUUGUAAAGAGUGAGAAAAAAAAUCAAAGGCGCUUUGAAACAGGGGCUCUCUGUGCAAGGAUGACUAAGUGUACGUCUUUCCGUGUGUGUAUGCUGGUGAACAGUCAGAUUUAUUUAUAUUUUUUUGCAAGCAUUGAAUAAUCUAAGUUUUAAAUAUUAUUUAUCCCCAUCCGUUCGUAUUUAUAUUAAAGAAUUCUGUACCCUGAUGGUUCAGAAGGGUUCUUGGGCCUUUUGUUCAAUUGUGUAUUGGCGUACUUAGAAUUUUUUUUUAUUUGAAAGAGAAAUAUAAUUCCUUUAAACGGUAAUGAUGCAAUAAAACCAGAGAAGAUCCAGCUUUUGAAAACAGUGAUUUAGGUUUGUAACAUCCGGCAAAACUGAAAAAAAAAAAUCUGUAAACGCGAAAAAUACUAGAUUUGUUUUGAGAGUUCUACAUUCCUUGCUGCUCACAUUCUGAGAAACAAAAAGAAAUAAAGUUUUUAUUCUGAAUAA
This is a messenger RNA of Pan troglodytes (chimpanzee), 2598 nucleotides long. It is a transcript of the gene HOXA3, whose product is annotated as homeobox A3. Gene Ontology annotation, molecular function: DNA-binding transcription factor activity, RNA polymerase II-specific; RNA polymerase II cis-regulatory region sequence-specific DNA binding. NCBI's taxonomy places the organism in Eukaryota, Metazoa, Chordata, Mammalia, Primates, Hominidae. The record is from RefSeq and is a predicted model, not a curated record. The transcript has 3 exons. The coding region runs from base 361 to 1692 and encodes 443 amino acids. Gene Ontology annotation, biological process: anterior/posterior pattern specification; embryonic skeletal system morphogenesis; regulation of transcription by RNA polymerase II. Gene Ontology annotation, cellular component: nucleus.